Heterobilharzia americana is the source of this 822-nucleotide messenger RNA. Lineage: Eukaryota; Metazoa; Platyhelminthes; Trematoda; Strigeidida; Schistosomatidae. The record is from the annotation of a GenBank genome assembly.
AUGGAAGUUGAUGAUGUUGGACCGGUGACCACCCUUAGUGAAAACAAAAAGCGUUUUGAGAUCAAGAAGUGGUAUGCUGUUGCGUUGUGGGCUUGGGAUAUUGUCGUUGAUAACUGUGCUAUUUGUCGAAAUCACAUAAUGGAUCUAUGCAUCGAAUGUCAAGCUAAUCAUGCCUCAGCUACAAGUGAAGAGUGUACUGUAGCUUGGGGUGUCUGUAAUCAUGCUUUUCACUUUCACUGUAUAUCUCGAUGGCUGAAAACAAGACAGGUCUGUCCUUUGGAUAAUCGUGAAUGGGAAUUACAGAAGCUACAUUUUAGACGUAUGGGAAACCGGUGCUGUGGUCUCUGUCCCAAUUCGCGACGUGAUGAAGAAGAGGAUACUGAACGACAGCGGUUGGUUCCAAGUCCUCAGCUUUCGUAUGAUGGUACACAACUGCCUUAUGGAAGUUUCAUUUCACCAGAUCAUAUUGCAAGUGAACCUCAGUCUGAUAUUACCACCAUGAUGACAGAUAUCAUAAAAGUUGUUGAAAAUCAAGUGGUAGAUGCUGGAGCAACAGAUUAUAAUCCUCUGGAUUCACAGGAACAUAUUGAGCGAUCAAGAUACUAUGCAGAAAAUAUUGCUCGAAAACCAUUAGGCCCUCCACCUUUACCAGUUCUUUUACCAAGAACUUUUGGAAAUCCUGCUACAAUCAUAGAUGCACCUUUAAUUGAUGCUGCUGAAAUCAAUGAAAUAAGAAAACUUGCAAAAGAAAAUGCAGAACUAGUGCGUGAAAUGAGCAGUCAAGAAAAAGACGACCUAAUUGCUCAUUUCAAUCAAGUUUAG